Molecule: messenger RNA, 2246 nt
Organism: Chelonoidis abingdonii (Abingdon island giant tortoise)
Lineage: Eukaryota; Metazoa; Chordata; Testudines; Testudinidae
Gene: DOK7
Product: docking protein 7
Biological process (GO): positive regulation of protein tyrosine kinase activity; neuromuscular junction development
Molecular function (GO): protein kinase binding
Source: RefSeq, a predicted model, not a curated record
GCGGGCGCCGCGCCGGGAGCAGCUGUCUGGCUCCGGAAUCAUGACUGAAGAUGACGGAUUCCGUGGUGGUGGAGGGUCAUGUCAAAUUGAGAGAUGGAAAAAAGUGGAAGAAUAGGUGGCUGGUGCUGCGCAAACCCUCCCCGGUAGCAGAUUGUUUAGUCAUGUUGGUGUACAAGGAUAAAUCUGAGCGAGCCAAAGGACAUAAGGAGAGGAGCAGCGUGACCUUAGAAGACAUCUGUGGCCUGGAUCCUGGGCUCUCCUAUGAGGGCUUAAAUCACACACUUGCUAUUAUCUGUCUAUCUCAAGUCGUGAUGCUGGGAUUUGACAACAAGGAAACUAUGUAUGCGUGGGAUGUACGGAUUCGCUACAGUUUGGGGGAAGUUCAUAGGUUUCAUGUUGCUGUAGCACCUGGCACUAAACUAGAGAGUGGACCGGCUACUCUUCACUUCUGCAAUGACAUUCUAGUCCUUGUAAAAGACCUUCCACCCACAGUCAUGGGGCAAUGGAAGCUCUCAGAUUUGCGCAGAUAUGGAGCAGUCCCUAAUGGAUUCAUCUUUGAAGGGGGCACCAGGUGUGGCUUCUGGGCUGGUGUUUUUUUCCUUUCUUGUGCCGAAGGAGAGCAGAUCAGCUUUCUGUUCGACUGUAUCGUUCGUGGCAUCUCCCCGACGAAAGGCCCUUUUGGGUUGCGUCCAGUCCUACCAGAACCCGCGAGCAAACCCGCCUACAUGGAGGAGAGAGGCAGAAAGCCUUUGCAAUUAGAAAAACGCCUAGCCUACUAAUCCAUUCAAGUCGCACAGGGCAGUGGAGGAGAUGAUAGAAGCCUGUCAAGUUCAUCUUCAGAUACCAGCCAUUCGGACGCUAGUGUUGGGAGUAGGUUAACAAUUUGGCCUGAACAAUCUUCGGCCAGCUCUUCUCAAGAGAGUCAUGGACUGGCAGCUGCAAAGGGCAUUCAUUUUGGGGAAGAAAAAACACUUGCAGAAGGGGCACGUGGCACCACCAAACCACCUCCUAAGCCUCUUCGGUCUAGACAGCUACAGGAAAUAGGUCGUCAGAGUUCUUCUGACAGUGGGAUAGCUACUGGUAGUCACUCUUCUUACUCCGGAAGUUUCUCUUCCUAUGCUGGGAGUCUGGAUAUUUGCCACGGUGAUGAGUUUGGGUCAUUGCUUAGCCUGCCAUUGAACCUUCCUUCAGAUCAGAAUUUAUGUACUUGCCUGCACAGUGAACCCCAGAGGAGCUUGGGGUCAGAAUAUCAGGUUCCUAGCCCUGUCAGACAUAUUUAUGACACACCCAGGAGUUUAUUACAGGCAGCUGCUAUAGAUGUACAACACAAGAGUGCGGAUUCCACCCAACCAAAGGACCAGGACCUAGCACCUCAAGGCAUUAGUGACCCUAAGGUGCUGGUACCACACUCGGAAACACGGAUGGCGCGUGAGCAGAGCCAAGACAGGGGGAGGCAUGCAUCCUUACUCCCAGAAGGCACCAAAGACUCAAGUGAUGAGACAUAUGUGGAUUUUGUUUCAAGGUGGUCAGAUGUAAAACCACAAGGACAGGUGUUAGACUCCAAAAGUAGUGAGUUGGCACCACCUAGUGGAGUCCCAGCUGACCCCUGUGAAAUAUAUAGCCCCCACCCUGGGAUGACAAGAGCUCUCUUUUCAGCUUGUCCAAUCUGUGGUGGACUAAAGGGAACAGCAGUUUUACAGUCUGGAGUCUUACCAGCUCUCCCAGGUGCUUCUUCUGUCAUGGCAGCUUCUGGAUCUCUGAAAGUACAUAAAGGGCACACUCUGCAAGCUGGUCCUAAAGGUGGUUUUGGGUUCAUGGCGCCACCUGCAGAGCUUGGAACUUCUACUGGCCCUGAAGAACCUGGAGGGGCAGUAGGUUAUUCAACAGAUCUACCUGUAUCUGAUCGACCCCACAGUGAGACAACAACUUAUGUUAAUAUUCCUGUCAGUCCUACAUCGAAGAAACAGCUCCACUACAUGGAACUGGAGCUUCAAGAACCUAGCACAGGCAUAAGAGGGGGUGGAUCAACCAAAUAUGCACAGAUUGACAUUGCAGCCACGGAGACAGCCCACAAAGUGGGAACUCAGCACGCUCAAUGCCGUGAGGAACGCCUGCAGGAACUUGAACACAAGAAGAAAGGGUCCCAGGAGUGAUCUGUUUGGGAAAGAACAUUUUGCUCACUGUAACUUGGUACUAAUUUUAAUUUCCAAUGAUUCACAUAUUUAUUAUUUAAAAUAUACUCUUAU